Messenger RNA from Suillus fuscotomentosus, 399 nucleotides. RefSeq lists its product as uncharacterized. The coding region runs from base 1 to 399 and encodes 132 amino acids. The record is from RefSeq and is a predicted model, not a curated record. Lineage: Eukaryota; Fungi; Basidiomycota; Agaricomycetes; Boletales; Suillaceae. The transcript has 3 exons.
AUGUCUCACACAUUUAGCACUCUCACAUCUGACGGCUUGGACAACGAAAGUGUCGUUUCUGUCGAUACUUCACCAUGGAAUUCUGUUGUGACUGUGCUUGGUGAUGUUGCAUUCAUAGACAUCCAAAAUGUCAUAUCUUUGGAUGGUACAUACUGUUUCAACUUGAAUAUUGACACCCCCGGCAUCAAGAAAAUCGUAUUUCGCAUUCGAGAACGGGUUGAGGAGGCUGUGGAGCCUGCUGAGUCCGCGACCAAUCAGACUUCAUCUCAGCCUGUCAUUGCUUCCCCGUGCAACCUUCUCACCAGGCGCAUGGGUAACCCCAAUCCAGAUCCUGCAAACCCGACUGUGCCCUGGAGUUACUACGUAACUAGAAGAGCCGAUGAAGCGCUGGAAGAUUGA